Owenia fusiformis is the source of this 1361-nucleotide messenger RNA. Lineage: Eukaryota; Metazoa; Annelida; Polychaeta; Sabellida; Oweniidae. The record is from the annotation of a GenBank genome assembly.
CCUAUCGAAGGUCAAUUGUAUCACCAGUUGGCGGGGUUUUUGAGCGCAAUUUAUUUAUCGAAUUUUCUAACAACUUUUUGUGAAUUCACACAUUUAAAGUCAAUAUUUUCCGUUUAACACAAUAUAAGCCAUUUGUUGCAGUUACAGGGAACCUAUUCAAAACAAUGUUACGCCUUAUAAGUACAGAGGAUAGCGACAGUUCGGUGUCUGAGUGUCUUGAUGAAUCUCUGAAUGAAUCGAAGUGUUUCAACUUCAGCAAUAACCAGGACAAGUUUGUUUCAUCAUGACUCUGAAGGAAGUGAUAGGGGGCAUGCAAAGGCUGGUCUGUCAGAUCAAUCAGCAUUUGAAAGAGGUAUCUGUGGAAGGGAAUAUAGGAUGUGGUAAAUCAACGUGUCUGAAAUACUUUCAGAAUUCACCAAAUGUUGAGGCUCUAAGGGAACCACUACAUCUGUGGUGUAAUGUUAGGGGACAUAAUGCAUUGGAACUUCUUUACCAAGACCCCAAAAGAUGGAGCUUUUCAUUCAACACAUACGUGCAGCUCACCAGACUCAAUAUGCAUGAACAUAAAACGGAAAAGCCAGUAAAGAUGUUGGAGAGAUCCUUAUACAGCACCAGAUAUUGUUUUGUGGAGAAUGAUAUGAGAAGUGGGAUUCUGAGCCCUCUAGAAGGUGCUGUGUUGAGUGAGUGGUUUGAUUUCACCAUAGCAAACAGGGACUGUCAUGUUGACCUCAUAGUUUACCUGAGAGCAUCUCCCGAGAUCUGCUACGAUAGAAUAAGAAAGAGAAACAGGAAAGAAGAAAAAUGUGUACCAUUUCAAUUGAUCAAGGACUUGCACGAUUUACACGAGCAGUGGUUGAUAGAACAGAACACCUUCAAGCCUCCAGCUCCUGUACUGGUGAUUGAUGCCAGCCCAGAUUUAUCAGAACUUCAUACACUUUAUGAUAAACAUAGACAGGAGAUCUUAUGUGGAUACAUUUGAAGGAGAGAGAAAGCACAGGCUGUCAAUACAUAAUACAUGAUAAUCAGGAACCUGUACAUAGUACAUACCACACAAUAUACACAAGAUAUUACAUCUUGAGAUUGAAGGUGCUAUGUUCAUACACCUAAUAUACUCAGGGACAUAUUUGUCGUAUUGAAUAUCAAGAUUAAGUGGUUUGGGAAAUUUUAGUGAAAAAAUAUGCCCAUAUAUCUGAUACAAUCAGGCUAACGCAUGGUGUAUGCAAUAUAUAAAUGAUGUAAAAUAUGUACAUAAUUACUAAUCAUAACCAGGGACAUGCAUAGUGUAUGGAAAACUGCCUGCUUAAUGCAGUAUUAUAGAUAACGAGUCUGCCUCGGAUAUCUUAGCGGGAAGGACAUAUAAC